Messenger RNA from Oncorhynchus masou masou (cherry salmon), 3433 nucleotides. It is a transcript of the gene ddx51, whose product is annotated as DEAD (Asp-Glu-Ala-Asp) box polypeptide 51. NCBI's taxonomy places the organism in Eukaryota, Metazoa, Chordata, Actinopteri, Salmoniformes, Salmonidae. The record is from RefSeq and is a predicted model, not a curated record. The transcript is spliced from 16 exons. Gene Ontology annotation, molecular function: ATP binding; nucleic acid binding. Gene Ontology annotation, cellular component: nucleus. The coding region runs from base 168 to 2189 and encodes 673 amino acids.
UAAGACACCUCCUUUCUCUAAAAAGCUCUGGGAAAACACACACGUGUGAAACAGCAAAAAUAGUUAAACUUAUAAUACAUAUUGUUGUGGAAUGGCUGCUAGAUAACGUUGCAUUAUUGAAGUUAUUGCCCACAUCUCAUUUUUUGGCCCCUUUCAACAUUUGAACAAUGGCUCUGUUCCUUAUUAAUAGAUACCUUGGGGAUGAAGGAGAUGAUGGCUCCAUAAACGAAUCUCGAGCCAAAGCGUUGUUGGCUAAGCUUCAGAGGAAGGCCAAAGUCAAGGAGCAACAGAGCUUGUCAUGUCAAGAAGAAUAUCAGUCAAAAACAACAGUUGAGAAUGACGGGGACACCUCGGUGAAGAAGAAAAGAAAAAACAAGGGAGGCAACCUCGAUGAGACAAAACACCCAAAGAAGAGGAAAGAGCAAGUAAACCAGGACCCCGAAGAACUUUCCGAGGGUGAUAAUGCACGAAAGAAGAAGAAUACGAAAAAGAUGCAACUGACAGAAGAGCACAAAGAUGGGAUGAAGCAGACAUCUGUCCACAAUAAGAAUAUAAACCUGCAAGAGGCUGCUGCUGCUGACAAAACAGAGCCGCUAAAAAAUGAUGAUGAAAUGGUGGAGAAAAUGCAGACUGACCAGUCAAUACAAGACACAGAAACAAGUCCCUCUCAGACUGGUUUCACCAUACUAGGAGGAUUUGAGAAAAAGAUUAUUCAAAAGGUACAAAGAGUCCUGCCCAAGUGGCUUGCUGAACCAGAUGUAAUCCAGAGAGACAUUACAAGCAACUUAGUCCCCAUCGGUGACGUCCCAGGAAUUUGUACUAAACUCCAACGGAAACUUGAGAGCAAUGGAAUUCAUCACCUCUUUCCAGUACAAGCGGAGGUCAUCCCAGCCAUUUUAGAGAGUGUCUCUCAUGGUCUAUUGAUUGGAAGAGGGGGCUACAAACCCAGAGACAUUUGUGUGUCUGCUCCAACGGGGAGUGGCAAGACUCUGGCAUUUGUCAUACCUGUUAUUCAGGCACUGAUGGAGAGCGUUGUAUGUGAAGUCCGGGUUUUGGCAGUGUUGCCCACCAAAGAGCUUGCACAGCAGGUUUGCAAAGUAUUCAGUUCAUAUGCGGAGGGCAACAGCUUGAAAGUGGUCAUGCUUGCUGGUCAAAAGUCCUUUGCCGCCGAGCAAGCAUCGCUCUCAGAAAACAGAGGUGGAAUAAGCCACAGUUUGGCAGACAUUGUUGUCGCAACCCCUGGGAGACUAGUUGAUCACAUCAAUAAGAAUGAUGGUUUCAGUUUGGAACACCUCCGCUUCCUUAUCAUUGAUGAGGCAGACCGGAUGAUUGACAGCAUGCACCAGUCUUGGCUCAGUCAGGUGACCAAGGCAGUUUACAGACCCAGGAGAGUUUCUGAAGCAGUCUCAAUCUUCAAGAGGACAGAGCCUGCACCUAUCACAGCAGCGAGCUUGUCACCGCUGCAGAUGCCUCUGCAGAAGCUCCUGUUCUCAGCCACACUGACUCAGAAUCCAGAGAAGUUGCAGCAGCUAGGCCUGCAUCAGCCUAGACUCUUCAGCUCUGUCCACAGUCGGUCAACAACCAACCCCGAGUCUCAAGAGAGGUUUAACUUCCCACAGGGCCUGACAGAAUACUAUGUGCCCUGCACUCUGAGUAAGAAGCCCCUCCUCAUCCUCCAUUUCAUAUUGCGCCUGAAGUUUAGUCCCAUUCUGUGCUUCACCAAUUCCAGAGAAGCCGCUCACAGACUGUACCUGCUAGUGCAUCUUUUUGGUGGAGUGCAGGCAGCUGAGUUCUCCUCACGACUCUCUCCCAAUGAGAGGAAGAGAACCCUCAAGGAAUUUGAACAGGGAAAGAUCCAACUUUUGAUCAGCACUGAUGCUGCUGCCAGAGGCAUUGACAUCAACGGGGUGAAAUGUGUUGUGAACUACGAUGCUCCACAGUUCAUCAGGACUUACAUUCACCGGGUUGGAAGAACUGCAAGAGCGGGAAAGUCUGGACUGGCCUUCACAUUUCUGUUGGGGGUACAGGAGAAUAAAUUUAUUCAGAUGGUGAAGGAUGCAGGCAGCCCUGGGAUCCACAAACAGAUAGUCAAGCCUGGGAAUCUGAAGAGCAUGGAACCCCGCUAUCAACAGACACUACUGGAGUUGGGGAAUACCAUAAAGGGUGAAAAGGCCAAGAAGCGCGUCUAACACAGUGACUUGAGUCAAUAUAGUGUAAUAUUGUUCCUUCUCUUGUGACAGGCAAAACCAGUGGUCAGCAUGCACAUAAGAUUUGGUUCCAGGUGCAGACUUUUGUAUGAAAUGUUUGUUUUUCUCAAAUAAAUAUGGGACAUGUCAAUUAAUCUUUGUUUUUGAUGAAACAAUCCAUUGGCUCGAUGUUAAACACGGCUGCGCAUGGCUAGCAGAGUUCACAUGGCCCACUGAACAAUGACCUGUUGCAAAAUGAUAGGCCCAUGAUGUCAAUCCCCAGCACAUUUGUUUCCUUGGAAGUUGUGUGACCGUAUGUUUUUCGUUUCACGUUGGUUGUGGGAACAAAGCAUUAUGCUUCCUGACUGGUAAAAAUGUUUUUUAAAUGUUCUGAGAACAGAAGUAAAAAAAAUCCAUGUUAUAAAAAUGUUUAUUUUUAGGUCACAGGGAGGUUCUGAGAACAUUUUACUUUUGUUCCUUGAAAGUUUUCCUGGGAGGUUUUGUUGAUUCUCUGAAAAAAUUAAUUCUACAUUAUUUUAAUGACUUUCACUCAAUGUUAAGCAAGUGGUCAUGACUCUAACACUGCUAGUUUAUUUGGGGUUAACUUUUUUGAACUACAGGCACAGUUAAAAUGCAUGAAAAUUAAUUUCCUUGGGCAUUAAUCACACAGACAAUUUUCUUUCUGUUUUAUUGUGACAAGGCAUCAGUGAGAGAGGUUUGUAUGAUCUUUUGUUUUCUAUCCAUGGAAUUAGUCCACUGCGCCACCAGGAAGGAGCUUGCAUGCCAUGUUCUUUUUAGUCUAUUCAAACAGACCCCAUUUCAUAGGAACCAAGCGCUCAUUAUGAUCAGGUGUGGCCAAUUAGUGGGCCAAUACACCUGAGCACACUUAACAAGAUUAAGGACAGUUUCGUUGAUGCUGAGACUGGAUUGUAUGUUUUUAAGUAACAUUCUUAGAACAUUCUCUGAAUAUUACCCAAGUUUCUUGUGUUUUUUAUGGAAAGUUUUCUUAAUGUUCUUAGAUCAAUUUGAGAACACGACUUUAAAUAGAACCAUGAGGAAACCGGUAUGAAACAUUAGUCUGCUAAAUGACAAAUGUAAAUGCUGAAGUACUGAAAUUCCCACAGAAUGUUUUUUUUUUUUUUUUUACAUUCUGAACUUUUGAGAACAUUCCCAAUGUCGAACCAGUUGGAGAAUGUUCCUAGAACAUUCCCAACAUUGAAAUGAAAUGUAAUAAAUGUUUGACUUUU